Molecule: messenger RNA, 1116 nt
Organism: Peronospora matthiolae
Lineage: Eukaryota; Oomycota; Peronosporomycetes; Peronosporales; Peronosporaceae
Source: the annotation of a GenBank genome assembly
AUGCGAUGCGCGAGCAAGGCCGCCGAGAGCGCGUCCGCACGUCUCUGUGCGGACGCCGAAGCAGAAACCACAGCAAAUGAUGUCUCAUCGGUUGCUGAAGCGACUCAGCCUGUGUCACUUGGUGAUGCAGGCGCUGGUCAUGAAGACACUCAUGUCUUCACAGAGUACGAGCUCGGUGUCUCGUACUCUCCUGAUACGGAUGACGGAUCCGUAUCGAAGGCAAUUGAAUCCAAGCCGCCUGCUAAGCGUGGCAUGGACGAUGCUUUGCGUCGCAGCAUCUUUGGUUCAUCUGACGAAUCAGAUGAACCAUCGCCGAAGCGAAGGCGCUCGAGGUCGCGAGACUCGGGCGCUAAUAGUGGUGUCGGUUCUCCAAUGGACACCACUUCACAGCGAGGUGCCAGUACUUCUGUCGGCACGUCGCAGGAAGAGCGGGACCGCAAUGUGUUGCGUCUCGCUCCAGAAAAGAAGGCAUGGAUGCCUCCUAAAUCCGUCAUGGAUCACUUGUCGGCGAUGACGAGUGAUCGUUAUCGAACACGAUUGUUCGAUUCGUCAAGGAUCCAUCACCUUGACCCCAGCGCGAAAGACUAUCGCGCUGAACACGAAUUCUUCAUCGAUGCUUUCUUCAGACAUCGAUGGUACAGUGGUAAUCACAAACGUGAUGGUCCCUCACUACUUCAGGCGUGGAACGCCUACAUCCAUAACCUCGAGGAUGUAGGUCGUGACGCUUGGAACGACAAACUUAUCAAAGCUCGUGAUAAGUUUGAAAAGCGAACCCCGACAGACCCGUGCCCAUGUUGUGUGAACAACUCUGCACGAGCACCUAAGGAGGCUUACCUCCUUACCAGCCCGUGGUGGCGCGUACGUGUCUCUAGUGAGAUGUACGAAGGGAUUGACAACCUGAAAUCCCUUUACGACCGUGCCGGGAAGACUUUCUCCGGCGGUCCUUCUGCGGCACAGGAUGUGCCGCGUCGUACUGCUCAACCAGACCCAGUACGUCAACCAUCAAUUGGGAGCGGGGCUCCCAAGAAUCCCAGGACGGGGGAUAGCCGCGCCACCGGACGAGAUAAUCGUCCGACGUCCGUUCACGUCGCGGUGGUUCAACAGCUGCUCAACUAG